Pistacia vera is the source of this 1200-nucleotide messenger RNA. RefSeq lists its product as uncharacterized. Lineage: Eukaryota; Viridiplantae; Streptophyta; Magnoliopsida; Sapindales; Anacardiaceae. The record is from RefSeq and is a predicted model, not a curated record. The coding region runs from base 1 to 1200 and encodes 399 amino acids. The transcript has a single exon.
AUGCCAAUCCCAACAAAAAAGAGCCAACCUCACUGCUAUGCCGAUUCACCCUUUGUAGAAGUAAUCGCACUAGCCGAGAUACCACACAAAUUCACCAUCCCCAGCAUGAAGCCCUACGACGACACAACCGACCCAGAUAACCACAUAACCUCUUACAAGCAGCAGAUGUUUGCAGUCUCGAUACCCCGAGCACUAAGGAAAGCCUACAUGUGUAAGAGUUUCGGUUCAAGCCUCUAUGGCCCAACUCUUCAGUGGUACACUAACCUCCCAAACUAUUCAAUUAACUUAUUUGCCCAACUCACCGACACCUUCGUUGAACAAUUUGCCAAUAGCAAGAAACUCGAGAAACUAUCAGCCGACCUGUACAGAGUCUAUCAGAAGAGGGGGGAGCUGCUGAGAGAAUACAUCAGCAGAUUCAAUAAUGAAAAAAUCUUCAUCCCCUCCUGUAACCCAGAGACGGCAAUAGACACCUUUAGAAAGGGUCUCUUCCUAGAUGGAGAACUAUACAAAGACCUGACAAAGCUCGGCUACAUCACGAUGGAAGAUGCCUUAGCUAGAUCUGUGAUUCAAAUAAGGUGGGAGGAAGAUGAAAUGAACCAGAUGAGGCAUGCCAGGUAUGACGACCGUCACCAAAGGUGGAAUGAUAGAAGGUUAGAGUCCAAAUCGAUUGAGCCCCGUUACCAACCCUCUCCAUGCAAUCUGAACAAAGUUAAAAAACCAUAUGACCACCCGCUAAUUAGAACCGACAAUAGACCAUCCAGAUCGAGCCAAUACAAAGUUCCAGAUUACAACUUUAACGUCGAACCAACCCAAGUCAUGGCAAUCAUGAAAGGGAUGGGACAUACCGUCAAGUGGCCGAACAAGCUCAAUCCCGAAGCAAGGAGGGACACGACUAAGUGGUGCGAAUUCCACGGUGACCAUGGUCAUAACACCGUAGAUUUCAUCACCCUACGGUUGGAAGUUGCAGCACUACUCAAGAGGGGACAUCUCCGAGAUCUAUUGACAAAUAAAGACAAAAAUACAGUCAGCCAGAGAAGCUCAAAAGAAACAUCUCCACCUCCACGAGAACCAACACCAAAGGGGCUCUGCUCAAUUAUUUCUAGAGGGUCGAAGAUCAGUGAGGUCAGCUAUUCCUCAGCCAAGCGCUACGCCCGAGCCAACCAUCACCAUGAAGUCCAAUCCAUCCAUCCGCCCUCUUGA